Mustela lutreola (European mink) is the source of this 1579-nucleotide messenger RNA. It is a transcript of the gene CLTRN, whose product is annotated as collectrin, amino acid transport regulator. The transcript is spliced from 7 exons. The record is from RefSeq and is a predicted model, not a curated record. NCBI's taxonomy places the organism in Eukaryota, Metazoa, Chordata, Mammalia, Carnivora, Mustelidae. The coding region runs from base 97 to 753 and encodes 218 amino acids.
GAUAUUCUAAUCCGGGUCACAGAAUGGCUAAGGCAGCUUUAAGUGGAGGGCAGAGUUUUUUCCCUCCGUUUGCCUGGUGUUUCGCACCCUGAAAGAAUGUUGUGCCUGCUCUUUUUUCUGGUGACUGCUGUUCGUGCUGAACUGUGUCAACCAGAUGCAGAAAAUGCUUUUAAAGUAAGACUGAGUAUCAGAACAGCUCUGGGAGAUAAAGCAUAUGCCUGGGAUACAAAUGAGGAAUAUCUUUUCAAAGCAAUGGUGGCUUUCUCCAUGAGGAAGGUUCCCAACAGAGAAACAACAGAAAUUUCCCAUGUCCUACUUUGCAAUGUAACCCAGCGGGUGUCAUUCUGGUUUGUGGUUACAGAUCCUUCAAAAAAUCACACCCUUCCUGCUGUUGAGAUACAGUCAGCCAUAAGAAUGAAUAGGAACCGGAUCAACAAUGCCUUCUUUUUGAAUGACCAGACCCUGGAAUUUUUAAAAAUUCCUUCCACUCUUGCACCACCCACUGACCCAUCCAUGCCCAUCUGGAUUAUUAUAUUCAGUGUGAUAUUUUGCAUCGUCAUAGUGGCAGUCAUGCUGUUGAUUUUAUCAGGAAUCCGGCAACGUAGAAGAGAUGACUUUGCUGGAGUGACAGCGAGGUAUACCGGAAAUAAUGACCUUGGUGGGAUAAAAAGAGUUAAUGCAGUGGUGUGCUUAGAGUGGUGCCUGGCCCACGGUGAGCGCUCAGAAGAGCAAAGGACCAUCCGAAGUGGAUGACACUGAAGACAAGUGUGAAAACAUGAUCACAAUUGAGAAUGGCAUCCCCUGCGAUCCUUUGGACACAAAGGGAGGGCACAUUAACGAUGCCUUCAUGACAGAGGAUGAGCGGCUCACCCCUCUCUGAAGGGCUCCUGUUUUGCUUUCCCAGGAAACUCAACACUUGUUUCUGUGCCACUGCUGAGCAUUAUAAAUUAUCAAGGACAGAUCAUCUAUUUUAUUUCAUCAUUCUUCUUUCCUAAGAAAUUCUGCAUGUGCAUGAAAGUGAAAGGCUGUCAUUUAUACCCAUGAAGACCACUGGAAUCCUAAGCUGUUGACUACUCAAAAUAUUCUAAAGUAUUUCUCUGACAACACGAUGUAUAGGUAUAGCCACGUGGUGCCUUUACUUAUUGGUUUAAAGGUGCAUUAGUGUUGAACAUUGCUGGAAAUAAGGUCAGGCUACUACAUAUAUAUACAGAUGUAUAUAUAUAUAUAUAUAUGUGUGUAUAUAUAUAUGUGUGUGUGAAGACCUACGGAGGGAGAUUUUUCCAGUGGAGAAUACCCAUAAUAUGGUGUAAAAAUCUUUGAAGAUGGAUCCUUUUUGAAUAUUGUUCAUAUCAUUCUGUAUAUGACUAACUAAGGAAGAAUAAAAUAUGAUUGGGUUAUGAAUGAUGACAAUGGGAGUGACAGUAUCCAAGAUGGAAUUUCAUCCUAUGACCAUACCAAUACUUACUUAUCCUCUAUCAUUCUCUGGUAAGUCAGCCCUGUUGGUUGACUGUUUCUGCAAUUUGUAAAACAACAACCUCUAUGAAUUUAAUAAAGCGCUAAUCAUCUCUUUUUAAUUAUG